AAAAUUUUUUUUUUUUUGUUAGUUUACUUUAUUGCCCUUUAGCUAUCUAAAUCCAUUUUGAAUUUCUGUAACGUUAGAGCUUUUCAUCAUGUCUGGUCGGGGUAAGAAGAUCGUCGCUGCACCAAAGACCAAGUCGUCCGUGUCGCGCUCGUCCCGCGCGGGCCUUCAGUUCCCUGUUGGCCGCAUCGCGCGUCUCCUGCGGAAGGGAAACUACGCGGCGCGCAUCGGCUCCGGAGCGGCGGUGUAUUUAACGGCGGUUAUCGAGUAUCUGUGCGCGGAGGUGCUGGAGCUGGCGGGAAACGCAAGCCGCGACAACAAGAAGUUGCGCAUAGCGCCGCGUCACAUUCAGCUGGCGGUGCGCAACGACGAAGAGCUGAACACCCUGCUGGGCGGCGUCACGAUCUCAGAGGGCGGCGUGCUGCCCAAUAUCCAGGCGCAGCUGCUGCCCAAGAAGACCAAAGGUUCGCGGGACCCGAACACCAGUAAAGAAGUCCAAUCCCAGGACUUCUGACACUCCGACUCUUAUUUUUUUUUUUUUUAAGCACUGACUGGUUUUAACCUUAAUAAAAA
Carassius carassius (crucian carp) is the source of this 570-nucleotide messenger RNA. Its product is annotated as histone H2A, sperm-like. The coding region runs from base 89 to 511 and encodes 140 amino acids. The transcript has 2 exons. The record is from RefSeq and is a predicted model, not a curated record. Gene Ontology annotation, molecular function: protein heterodimerization activity; structural constituent of chromatin; DNA binding. Gene Ontology annotation, cellular component: nucleosome. NCBI's taxonomy places the organism in Eukaryota, Metazoa, Chordata, Actinopteri, Cypriniformes, Cyprinidae.